AUGUCAUACAUCAAUGGCGGCAGUGUCGUUGCGGUUGGCGUCCUAUUCCCGGUGGUUGGCACCGUUGCCGUCGCUGCACGGUUUUAUGCACUGGUGACUGGCUGUGCGGUAUCUUUGAUCGUUGGAGCUGCGGGUCACACCAUUGGAUACCAUUCAAAGCCAGAUCAGAACGCUGGAAACGACGAGAGAAUCGUUUUCAUGGAAAAGGUCCGGCCCCUAUCUAUGAUUGUCUUGCAUGUAGCCCUUAAUGAUCAACACUAUGUUCUCAUGGUGCUCUUCAAACAUGAGAUGAGCUACUCGUAG
Molecule: messenger RNA, 303 nt
Organism: Bacidia gigantensis
Lineage: Eukaryota; Fungi; Ascomycota; Lecanoromycetes; Lecanorales; Ramalinaceae
Exons: 3
Coding region: 1-303 (100 amino acids)
Source: RefSeq, a predicted model, not a curated record